GUGAGUACCAGAAUAGCACAACCAUGUUUCGGAAUAGUCUCAAGAUGCUUCUUACUGGAGGGAAAUCAAGUCGUAAAAACAGAUCAAGUGAUGGAGGGAGCGAGGAACCACCGGAUCGAAGACAGUCAAGUGUAGACUCUCGCCAAAGUCGCUCUGGGCAAGGUGGCAUCUCCACAGAAAGCGACUGUGCUUUUGAGCCAGACUACGCCGUCCCACCACUUCCAGUGAGUGAAGGUGAUGCUGAACAGGAACUUGGUCCCCCUCCAUCUGUAGAUGAGGCAGCAAACACACUCAUGACUCGUCUGGGUUUCCUCCUUGGAGAGAAAGUCACAGAAGUUCAGCCAGGUGACCAAUACAACAUGGAAGUAGAAGAUGAAAAUCAGACCUCAGCAAUCACCCAGCGGAUAAGCCCCUGUUCCACCUUGACUAGCAGCACUGCCUCCCCACCAGCUGGUAGCCCCUGCUCCACCCUCCCACCAGUCAGUUCAAAUGCAACAGCCAAGGACUGCACCUAUGGGGCUGUCACUAGUCCAACUUCCACCCUCGAAAGCAGAGAUAGUGGCAUCAUUGCUACGUUGACAAGCUAUUCUGAAAAUGUAGAACGCACAAAAUAUGUUGGGGAAAGCAGUAAAGAAUUAGGAUCUGGAGGAAAUCUAAAACCUUGGCAAUCUCAAAAAUCCAGCAUGGAUUCCUGUUUAUACCGAGUAGAUGAAAAUAUGACAGCUUCCACCUAUAGUCUGAAUAAGAUCCCAGAGAGGAAUUUGGAAACAGUUUUAUCACAAUCAGUACAAUCUAUUCCUCUGUAUCUUAUGCCACGACCAAAUUCAGUAGCAGCCACAAGUUCUGCCCACUUGGAGGACCUUGCUUACCUGGAUGAGCAGAGGCAUACACCUUUGAGAACUUCUCUUCGAAUGCCAAGACAGAGCAUGGGUGGUGUUCGCACACAACAGGAUUUAAGAGUUCGCUUUGCACCUUAUAGACCUCCAGAUAUCUCCCUGAAGCCUCUGCUCUUUGAAGUGCCCAGCAUCACUACAGAGUCAGUGUUUGUUGGCCGGGACUGGGUUUUCCAUGAAAUAGAUGCUCAACUUCAAAGUUCAAAUGCCAACGUGAACCAAGGAGUAGUGAUUGUGGGAAACAUUGGGUUCGGCAAAACUGCCAUCAUCUCCAGACUUGUGGCCCUCAGCUGCCAUGGAACACGGAUGAGACAGAUUGCCUCAGACAGCCCACAUGCCUCCCCCAAGCAUGUGGAUGCCAACAGAGAGCUGCCACUCACACAACCACCUUCAGCCCACUCAUCCAUUACCAGUGGAAGCUGCCCAGGAACUCCAGAAAUGCGCAGGCGGCAGGAGGAGGCUAUGCGGAGACUAGCCUCACAGGUAGUUGCCUAUCAUUAUUGCCAAGCAGAUAAUGCCUACACCUGCCUGGUGCCAGAAUUCGUCCACAAUGUUGCUGCCCUGCUCUGCCGCUCCCCUCAGCUGGCGGCCUAUCGGGAGCAGCUUCUUCGGGAGCCUCACCUACAGAGCAUGCUGAGCCUUCGGUCCUGUGUUCAGGACCCCAUGGCCUCUUUCCGGAGGGGUGUCUUGGAGCCCCUGGAGAAUCUCCACAAAGAGAGAAAAAUUCCAGAUGAAGAUUUCAUCAUCUUAAUUGAUGGAUUAAAUGAAGCAGAAUUUCACAAACCGGAUUAUGGGGAUACAAUUGUAUCAUUUCUGAGUAAAAUGAUUGGAAAAUUUCCUUCCUGGCUCAAACUAAUUGUAACAGUUAGGACCAGUUUACAGGAAAUUACCAAGCUGCUGCCUUUCCAUAGGAUUUUUUUGGAUCGACUAGAAGAGAAUGAAGCCAUAGACCAGGACCUGCAGGCUUACAUCCUGCACCGGAUACACAGCAGCUCAGAAAUCCAGAAUAACAUUUCACUUAAUGGCAAAAUGGACAAUACUACAUUUGGCAAACUCAGUUCUCAUCUCAAGACCCUCAGUCAAGGGUCCUAUUUAUACCUGAAACUCACAUUUGACCUCAUAGAGAAAGGCUAUCUAGUGUUAAAGAGCUCUAGCUACAAAGUAGUUCCUGUUUCGCUCUCUGAGGUUUAUUUGCUCCAGUGCAAUAUGAAGUUCCCAACCCAGUCUUCCUUUGACCGGGUGAUGCCCCUCCUGAAUGUGGCAGUGGCCUCUCUCCACCCACUGACUGAUGAGCAUAUCUUCCAGGCCAUCAAUGCUGGCAGCAUUGAAGGCACACUGGACUGGGAGGACUUCCAGCAGAGAAUGGAGAACCUCUCCAUGUUUCUGAUCAAGCGCAGAGACAUGACUCGUAUGUUUGUACAUCCUUCUUUUCGAGAAUGGCUUAUCUGGAGAGAAGAAGGAGAGAAAACCAAAUUUCUCUGUGAUCCCAGGAGUGGUCACACAUUACUUGCCUUCUGGUUUUCCCGCCAAGAGGGAAAACUAAACCGACAGCAGACUAUUGAACUGGGACAUCACAUCCUCAAAGCACAUAUUUUUAAGGGUUUGAGUAAAAAAGUUGGUGUGUCAUCCUCCAUCCUCCAAGGUCUCUGGAUCUCCUACAGCACAGAAGGUCUGUCCAUGGCAUUGGCAUCUUUAAGAAAUCUCUACACUCCAAAUAUAAAGGUCAGCCGACUGCUGAUUUUGGGAGGUGCCAACAUUAAUUACCGGACAGAGGUUUUAAAUAAUGCCCCAAUUCUGUGUGUCCAGUCUCAUCUUGGUUACACAGAAAUGGUGGCCCUGCUGUUGGAGUUUGGAGCCAAUGUGGAUGUCUCUUCUGAAAGUGGCCUGACUCCUCUGGGCUACGCCGCAGCGGCGGGCUACCUGAGCAUCGUUGUACUGCUGUGCAAGAAACGGGCCAAGGUGGAUCACUUGGAUAAGAAUGGACAGUGUGCUUUGGUCCAUGCUGCACUCCGAGGUCAUCUGGAGGUCGUCAAGUUUCUGAUUCAGUGUGAUUGGACAGUGGCCAGCCAGCAGCAAGGGGUGUUUAAGAAGAGCCAAGCCAUCCAGCAGGCCCUCAUUGCUGCAGCCAGUAUGGGUUACACUGAGAUUGUCUCCUACCUACUUGAUCUUCCAGAAAAAGAUGAAGAGGAAGUGGAGCGAGCACAGAUCAACAGCUUUGACAGUCUCUGGGGAGAGACAGCCCUGACAGCUGCAGCCGGAAGGGGCAAACUGGAGGUAUGUCGUCUGCUCUUGGAACAAGGGGCGGCAGUGGCCCAGCCAAACCGUCGAGGGGCAGUGCCCCUAUUCAGCACUGUUCGCCAGGGCCACUGGCAGAUAGUUGAUCUUUUGCUCACCCAUGGAGCUGAUGUCAACAUGGCAGACAAGCAAGGCCGGACUCCCUUGAUGAUGGCUGCUUCCGAAGGCCAUCUGGGAACUGUGGACUUUCUACUUGCACAAGGUGCCUCCAUUGCUCUGAUGGACAAAGAAGGGUUGACAGCCCUCAGCUGGGCUUGUUUGAAGGGUCAUCUCUCUGUAGUACGUUCUCUGGUGGAUAAUGGAGCUGCCACAGACCAUGCUGACAAGAAUGGCCGCACCCCAUUGGACCUGGCAGCUUUCUAUGGUGAUGCUGAGGUGGUCCAGUUCCUGGUGGAUCACGGGGCCAUGAUCGAGCAUGUGGACUACAGCGGAAUGCGCCCGUUGGAUAGGGCAGUGGGGUGCCGGAACACUUCUGUCGUCGUCACUCUUCUGAAGAAAGGAGCCAAGAUAGGUCCAGCCACAUGGGCGAUGGCCACCUCCAAACCGGACAUCAUGAUCAUCCUGUUGAGCAAGCUGAUGGAAGAGGGGGACAUGUUCUAUAAGAAAGGUAAAGUAAAGGAGGCUGCCCAGCGCUACCAGUACGCUCUGAAGAAAUUCCCUAGAGAAGGGUUUGGUGAGGACUUGAAAACCUUCCGGGAACUGAAGGUGUCUCUUCUCCUCAACCUCUCUCGGUGUCGCAGGAAAAUGAACGAUUUUGGAAUGGCGGAGGAAUUUGCUACUAAGGCCCUGGAGCUGAAACCGAAAUCUUAUGAAGCUUACUAUGCAAGAGCAAGGGCAAAACGCAGCAGCAGACAGUUUGCAGCAGCCUUAGAGGACCUGAGCGAGGCCAUCAAGCUGUGUCCAAACAACCGUGAGAUCCAGAGACUCCUGAUGAGAGUGGAGGAGGAGUGUAGGCAGAUGCAGCAGCAGCAGCAGCAGCCACCGCCACCGCAGCCGCCUCAGCAGCAGCUACCAGAAGAAGCAGAAUCUGAACCACAGCAUGAAGACAUAUACUCUGUGCAAGACAUUUUCGAGGAAGAGUACUUGGAGCAGGAUGUUGAAAAUGUUUCCAUUGGCCUCCAGACAGAGGCACGGCCCAGUCAGGGGCUCCCGAUCAUCCAGAGCCCACCCUCCUCUCCAGCCCACAGGGACUCCGCCUACAUCUCCAGCUCCCCGCUUGGCUCUCAUCAGGUUUUUGACUUCCGGUCCAGUAGUUCUGUAGGUUCUCCCACUAGACAGAGCUAUCAGUCCACCUCACCUGCUCUUUCUCCAACUCACCAGAACUCUCAUUACAGGCCUAGUCCACCACAUACUUCCCCGGCUCAUCAGGGUGGAUCUUACCGCUUUAGCCCCCCUCCUGUGGGAGGGCAGGGCAAAGAAUACCCAAGCCCUCCCCCUUCCCCUCUCCGAAGAGGCCCUCAGUAUCGGGCCAGCCCUCCAGCUGAAAGCAUGAGUGUCUAUAGAGCCCAGUCCGGCUCGCCUGUGCGCUAUCAGCAAGAAACAAAUGUUAGUCAACUUCCUGGCAGGCCAAAAUCUCCAUUAUCCAAAAUGGCCCAGAGGCCCUACCAGAUGCCUCAGCUUCCUGUGGCGGUUCCCCAGCAAGGGCUCAGGCUACAGCCUGCUAAGGCCCAGAUUGUGAGAAGCAACCAGCCCAGCUCUGCUGUUCAUUCAAGCACUGUCAUCUCCUCAGGGGCCUAUGGUCAGGUAGCCCACUCAAUGGCUAGUAAGUACCAGUCUUCACAAGGGGACCUAGGAGUAAGUCAGAGCCGACUGGUUUAUCAAGGGUCAAUUGGGGGGAUUGUUGGGGAUGGGAGACCUGUGCAGCAUGUCCAGGCCAGUCUGAGUGCAGGCGCCAUCUGUCAGCAUGGAGGGUUGACCAAAGAAGACCUUCCACAGCGACCUUCCUCAGCAUAUCGAGGUGGCAUGAGAUACAGCCAGACACCACAGAUUGGACGUAGUCAGUCCGCAUCCUAUUACCCAGUCUGUCACUCAAAACUAGAUCUGGAGCGUUCCUCUAGCCAACUAGGUUCCCCUGAUGUGUCGCAUCUAAUCAGAAGACCUAUUGGUGUCAACCCCAAUGAAAUCAAACCCCACCCACCAACUCCUAGGCCAUUGCUGCACUCCCAAAGCGUAGGCCUUCGAUUCUCUCCAUCUAGCAAUAGUAUCUCAUCUGCCUCCAACCUAACACCUACCUUCCGGCCAUCCUCCUCGAUUCAACAGAUGGAGAUCCCACUAAAACCCGCAUAUGAUAGGUCAUGUGACGAGCUGUCGCCAGUGUCUCCCACUCAGGGAGGUUACCCCAGUGAGCCCACCCGAUCCAGGACCACACCAUUCAUGGGGAUCAUAGAUAAAACAGCCCGGACUCAACAGUACCCCCAUCUUCACCAGCAGAAUCGGACCUGGGCAGUGUCAUCAGUGGAUACCGUUCUCAGCCCCACGUCUCCAGGCAACUUGCCUCAGCCUGAGUCCUUCAGCCCACCAUCAUCCAUCAGCAACAUUGCCUUUUAUAACAAAACCAACAAUGCACAGAAUGGCCAUUUGCUGGAGGACGAUUAUUACAGCCCCCACGGGAUGCUGGCGAACGGGUCCCGCGGAGACCUCUUAGAGAGAGUCAGCCAGGCCUCCUCCUACCCCGAUGUGAAGGUGGCUCGGACCCUCCCUGUGGCUCAGGCAUACCAGGACAACCUGUACAGGCAGUUGUCCCGGGACUCUCGACAAGGGCAGACAUCCCCGAUCAAACCAAAGAGACCAUUUGUGGAGUCUAAUGUUUAAAAGACAUUUGUUGGAGUGAGACCCCUAUGUUUUCACUGCACAUUUUUAGGCUUGGUUUCCACAUUUGAGGUAGUUCUCUAGCUUAAUUUCUCAUGUAGUUUCUGUGUGGUGUUCAGAGGUGGCAGCCCACAUGCUGAAAUCCUUUGCAUGCAGCCGACUGGGAAGCUGGCCUCCAGUGAGCCAGGACUUCAGUUUCUCUUGCUGUGCCCAGCCACAUGCUCUCUCCCUCUCUUCAGAUGCCAACGAGGAGAUUGUUGUGCCGUGUGCUUUAACCCAGGGAGAUCAGACACACUGGUCAGCUUUUUCCAGGAGACAAUCGCUUUCACUGAUGUUCUUGUUGGUUGUGUAAAUGUCUUUCUCUUUUUUUUUUUUUAACAA
Messenger RNA from Myotis davidii, 6377 nucleotides. It is a transcript of the gene TANC2, whose product is annotated as tetratricopeptide repeat, ankyrin repeat and coiled-coil containing 2. Gene Ontology annotation, biological process: regulation of dendritic spine morphogenesis. Bases 24 to 5999 code for a protein of 1991 amino acids. Gene Ontology annotation, cellular component: dendritic spine. The record is from RefSeq and is a predicted model, not a curated record. The transcript is spliced from 25 exons. Gene Ontology annotation, molecular function: protein binding. NCBI's taxonomy places the organism in Eukaryota, Metazoa, Chordata, Mammalia, Chiroptera, Vespertilionidae.